Molecule: messenger RNA, 5271 nt
Organism: Polypterus senegalus (gray bichir)
Lineage: Eukaryota; Metazoa; Chordata; Cladistia; Polypteriformes; Polypteridae
Gene: brd4
Product: bromodomain containing 4
Exons: 22
Coding region: 428-4864 (1478 amino acids)
Biological process (GO): chromatin remodeling; positive regulation of transcription elongation by RNA polymerase II
Cellular component (GO): chromatin; nucleus
Source: RefSeq, a predicted model, not a curated record
CGUGUGACGUUACAGUCGGCGGAAAGCUGUUUGUUCUGGAUUCGGGGAGGAAGAUCUGCGCGCGUACCAAAAAGCCACUUAAAAGAGAAGAUUGUCCCCGUGGCGUAACCACCUGUAGCUUGUAUUAUUUCUGAUGGCUGUUACACGGCAAACCUGAACAUGUCCUGCUCAAGGAUUGGAUCAGAAUGUUGGCUCACUUUUGUUGUGUGAGACUACACAUUCAGUACAAGCUUAUUUUUGACUUCACUUAUCAAGCAUCUGAAUUUUAUUUGCUGAAGAGUAUACACUGGAGAAUAAAUUGUUUGACAUUGUGAAUCUUCAAAAUGAGCCCUUUCAAAUAGGGCCUUUGGGAAAUCAAAUCUAACUUUGCAAUCAAACAGAAAACAUCAACACAGAGCCUGGUGAGGUGUGCGAUGGGAUCAGUGGUAUGUCUACGGAGACUGGCCCUGGGACGAGACUGAGAAACUUGCCAGCCAUGGGGGAUGGAUUGGAAGCCACACAGAUGUCCACAGGACAAGGCCAGGGCCUGGCCUCCCAGCCAGUGCCCACCUUUAAUAACCCGUCACCACCAGAGAUUUCUAACCCAGGCCGGCCCAAGCGGCAGACUAAUCAGUUGCAGUAUCUACUAAAGGUUGUUCUCAAGGCACUAUGGAAGCACCAGUUUGCAUGGCCUUUCCAGCAACCUGUUGAUGCCGUCAAGCUCAACCUUCCUGACUAUUACAAGAUAAUUAAGUGUCCAAUGGACAUGGGAACAAUCAAGAAGCGACUAGAAAAUAGCUACUACUGGAAUGCACAAGAAUGUAUCCAAGAUUUCAACACAAUGUUUACUAACUGUUAUAUUUACAACAAGCAAGGAGAUGACAUAGUCUUAAUGGCAGAAACCCUUGAGAAGAUGUUUCUCCAAAAGAUCUCAGAAAUGCCUGAGGAUGAGACUGAAAUUUUGGUGGUCCCACCUACACCCAGAGGACGAGGUCGAGGGAGAAAAGAAGGAGCUGUCAAUUCAAAACCUGGAACAGAAAUUGAAUCUUCAACACCUCCACAAACUAGAGCUUUGCAAACAGUACCACAGACUCCCCAAACCAGAGGAGUGACACAGACUGCCCAAGUGUCGCAGACAAGAGACUCUUCACAGAAUGUCCAGGCUUCACAGAUCAGAGGACCACCGCAGACACCUCCAGCUUCCAUCCAUCGGGUGCCUCCACAAAAUACACAGACUCCUCCACCCCCACAGAACAGGGUGGCAACACAAGCACCGUCAGCUCUUCCCAUAAGAGCUACUCCUCAGCCUGCACCCAACCCUCCUUCUCGAACAGGUUCUGCACCGCCGCCUCCUGCAACUGCACAGCCACCAACUAAUUUUCCAAUAGUUAUACCUGACUGCAUUGUUCAGACACAGGUUAUGACCACCGUGCCUCCUCCUCCUGCUCAGACUGCACUGCCUACUGCCCCAGUUAUUCAGACAUCCACUGCACCAGCAAAGCCUAAGAAAGGUGUGAAAAGGAAAGCGGACACUACCACACCUACCACGAUUGACCAGAUGAGUGAGUCUCCAUUGCCUGCUGAGCCAAAACCUGGUAAAACUUUGCCUAGAAGGGAGAGCAACCGGGCACUCAAAGUAGGUAAAAAGGAAGCUCCUGAUUCUCAACAGUCAACUUUGGCGUUUGAAAAUCCUAGUGGGGCUAUCAGCAGUAACUCUGGAGGAACCAAGCAAGUUGAGCAGCUUCGGUACUGCAGCGGCAUCAUUAAGGAGAUGUUUGCCAAAAAGCACGCUGCCUAUGCCUGGCCUUUCUAUAAACCUGUUGAUGUUGACGCACUUGGGCUGCAUGAUUAUUAUGAUAUCAUUAAGCAUCCUAUGGACUUGAGCACUAUAAAAAUGAAAUUGGAGAAUAAAGGCUACAGAGACGCUCAGGAGUUUGCAGCUGAUGUACGAUUGAUGUUUUCUAAUUGUUACAAAUACAAUCCUCCAGACCAUGAGGUUGUAGCCAUGGCUCGGAAACUGCAGGAUGUUUUUGAAAUGCGUUUUGCAAAGAUGCCAGAUGAACCAGAUGAGCCUUCCAUUCAUGUGCCGACCCCAGUGAUUCCUGCUCCCACCAAACAGCCUGCUAUGGCUCUCCCUCCAUCCUCCAGUGACAGUAGCAGCGAUAGCUCUUCAGACAGUGAGAGCUCCACUGAUGACUCAGAAGAGGAGCGUGCACAGCGACUUGCAGAACUGCAAGAGCAGCUUAAAGCAGUGCACGAACAGUUGGCAGCAUUAUCCCAGCCACAGGCAAACAAACCAAAGAAAAGAGAGAAGGAUAAGAAAGAAAAGAAGAAAGAAAAGCACAAGAAGAAAGUGCCAGAGGAAGUGCCCAUUGUUGAAGAGCAGUCGAAAAAGAGCAAGAUGAAAGAUCCACCAAAAAAAGCCAAGAAGAGCAGCAACAAAAAGGAGCCCACAGCUGUGAAAAAUAGUAAGCCCCUACCCCAACCUCCCCCGCCAGUCUCUGCUGCUCCGCCUCCUGCUGUCUAUGAGUCAGAGGAAGAAGCUGAAAAGUGUAAACCAAUGUCUUAUGAGGAGAAGCGCCAACUUAGCCUAGACAUUAACAAGCUACCAGGAGACAAGCUGGGGCGUGUUGUACACAUCAUCCAGUCAAGGGAGCCCUCAUUGAAAAACUCCAAUCCUGAUGAGAUUGAGAUUGAUUUUGAAACCUUGAAGCCCUCUACACUAAGAGAACUUGAGAGAUACGUUUCAUCUUGUCUUCGAAAGAAGCGAAAGCUACCAGUGGCAGAGAAGACCUUUGAAACAACCCCUGUUGUAAAAGCGAAGGCUGGAACUUCGUCAGAAUCGGAGAGCAGCAGUGAAUCUAGCUCUUCUGAGAGUGAAGAAUCAGAUGCAGAUGCUGCUCCGAAAAAGAGGAAAUUGAAUUCUUCACGUGAACAGAAAAAGCAUCACCACCAUCAUGUUCAAACUGCAGGACCGCCACCUUCACAGCAGCCUGUGGUCCAGCCAGUGCCCCAGCAGCUGAGGCAGUCUCCUCCUCAGUUCUCUUCCCCACCUGUUUCAGUUUUGGAUAGCUUUGACUCCAUGCCUCACUUUGGACAGACUAUGAUGCACCUUCCCCAUCCAAACGAACUACAAGCUCACUUGCCCCCGCCGACUGAGCAACAUGCUUCACCAUCACAUCUCAACCAGCAUGCCACUGUGGUUUCUCCUCACAAUGAACAGCAUCCAUACCUCAGCCAGCAUGCUGUUCUCUCUCCUCCUGCUUUGCACAAUGCAAUGCCCCAGCAGCCCUCAAGACCAAGCAGCAGAGCAGCACCUCUACCUCCUAAACAACCACAACAGCCACAUCAGCAACACCACCAGAUACCCUCUCAGCCACCGCCUUCUCAUCGGACUCACUCGCAGUCUCCCAGCUUGACAACUCAGAGCCUGCUCUCUUCACAGACUCCUUUGUCCUCCCAGCCACCUCAGAUGCUAUUGGAGGAUGAUGAACCCACGCCACCCCACCAUACUAUGCCAGUUAAUCCAAUGCAGAUGUACUUGCAGCAGCAGCUUAAAGCACAGAUGCAACAUCAACAAACUCCGCUUCUUCAGUCUGUCCAGGUUCAGUCACAGCCCCAGCCCCAACCGCCUCCUCAGCCACCUGCUCCUCAGGUUCCUCCACAGCAACAGCAACCACAGCCCUCAACAGCUAUCCAACAGCAGCAGCACCAUCCGCCUCCAGUGCAACAGAGACACCAUCACAUGCAACCACUGUCUUACCCAGCCCAUAUUCAACCACCACCACCGAAUCCAAUUCAGCAGCAGCAACCUCCGCCUUCUGCGCAGCAGCACAAGCCUCCAGUCCAAUCCCAGCAAGCAAAACCACAACAGGUCAUCCAGCAUCACCACAACCCAUCUCCACGGCAACACAAACCAGAUCCCUACUCUGGUGGGCACAUGCGGGAGGCUCCAUCACCACUGAUGAUGCAUUCCCCACAAAUGACACAGUUUCAACCUAUGGUGCACCAGUCUCCCCCUGAACAGAAUGUACAGCCUAAAAAGCAGGAGCAAAGACAUCAGUCAGUGGUUCAAUCACAAUCUAUAGGCGGAGUAAAAGAAGAUAAAGUUCAUUCUCCUGUCAUCCGGCCAGAGUCAUUCAGCUUGUCUGUUCGCCAGGAGCCAGCCAAGCACUCGGACAGCAUUAAGCCUCCUGUUCACAUUCAGCAAAGGUCUGAGCUUAAACCUAUGGAGACAUCACGGCCUGUUAUCCGCCCCUCUGACCAGAGUGGACCAGCUGCUUCAGCUCAGGACAAAGACAAGUUAAAACAAGAGCCUAAAACACCUGUUGCACCUAAAAAGGAUUUAAAACUUAAGAACAUGGGAUCAUGGGCAAGUCUAGUACAGAAAUCCACUUCGGCUCCAUCAUCAACUGUAAAAUCAUCUAGUGACAGUUUUGAGCAGUUUCGAAGGGCAGCCCGUGAAAAAGAGGAACGGGAAAAAGCCCUUAAGGCCCAGGCAGAGCAAGCAGAGAAGGAGCGCAUCAAGAGGGAGCAAGAGAAAAUGAGGAAUCGAGAAGGAGAAGAUGCUCUAGAACAGGCUCGCCGUGUUCAUGAAGAGGCACGCAGGCGGCAGGAACAACAACAACAACAGCAGCAGCAGCAACAGCAACAGCAGCAGCAGCAGCAAGCGGCCCAAGCAGCUCCUGCCUCUUCUCAGUCUCUGAGCUCGCAGCAGCCCUCUCAGUCUCAGCAUCAACAUUCAUCACAGAUCAUGCUGGACCAGCAGAGAGAAAUGGCACGGAAACGUGAGCAGGAGAGGAGAAGGAGGGAAGCGAUGGCAGCUACCAUUGACAUGAAUUUCCAGAGCGAUUUGAUGGCAAUAUUUGAGGAGAAUCUUUUUUAAAGUCUGCUCCCGUUUGUGUCUCCAAAUGGACUCUUAAAAGUACUGUUUCGAAUUUUGCUUUCCAACAAAUCCUUGACGCUCUCGUGUUAAAGCAAGGGGAUAGGAAGUAAAAUUGAAAAAGACACGGCUGGGAGUGGGGUGGGAUGGUCUUCAAGAGUAACAUUGAAGGAUGUUGAGGUCUUUUUCUAGUGCAAAUGGAAGAACUUGUGAAAAGCUGCGGUGCGAACGCGUGUGAGGACUGCAAACAGUGGUGUGAGGUCAAGGGGUCUUGAAUACACAGAAACAGUCUGCCUUACACUUUUGACUUGUGUACACACAAUAUAUAAAUAUAUAUAUAUAAAUAUAAAUAUACACCUGAAAAUAUGAACAAAGAAUGGAGAAUUCAAGGAUAUCCUGAGCACAGCUGU